AUGCCGGCGCAGUCUCGUUCAGAUCCAUCAUUGCCAACAAUUCGUCAUAAUAUGAACGAGCCCAAUUACUUCAAUGUUCCUCAUGGAAUGACUGCGUCUCCUUCCUUCGCCGCCGCGGCGUUCACGGCAUCCAAACCAAAAUAUGAAAACCUAAUGAAACACCAUCCGAGCCUUCCUUCAAUGCCGGAGGAUAUGCUCUCGUCUCCUCUGACUUUGAAUGUUGCUACGCCUCGACCAACCUAUCGACAAUCUUUAUCAUCCUCUAGUUUCGGCGUUGACCCUCCACGGCCUCCUCGUGACGGGUUCGAGUAG
Molecule: messenger RNA, 312 nt
Organism: Fusarium verticillioides 7600
Lineage: Eukaryota; Fungi; Ascomycota; Sordariomycetes; Hypocreales; Nectriaceae
Exons: 2
Coding region: 1-312 (103 amino acids)
Source: RefSeq, a predicted model, not a curated record